UCUUGUGUCUGCUGUUAUAUGUGAGUGUAGUGACUCUACUGCUUGGCUUCUGCAGGAUUUACGUCUGUAAAACUACUUGAGACGCUCAUGGUAGGCGUCGUAACUUUUUCUGUGCGUCAAUGAUGCACUACUCAAACUGGCUUAUAGACCUGAAGAACAGAGCAUGCCUGAGAAAUGCGUGCAAAACGAGCCAGAGCACAGACUGGAACAACAGGGGGGAUGCUGCGGAGAUGCAGAACAACAACCCGCGGCCGAGUGAAAAAACCGCCCACCUCUGGAGAAAAGGCUACAAAACAAUAAAGAAAAUUGGAGAGGGCACGUUUUCAGAGGUGCUGAAAACACAGAGCGUCAAGGAUGGCAAGUUUUACGCCUGUAAAAUAAUGAAGCAGACGAUUAACAGUCUUGAACAGGCCCACAACCUCCGGGAAGUCCAGGCAAUGAGGAGACUGAGUCCUCACGCAAACAUCAUCCAACUGCAUGAGCUGAUUUUUGACAAAGAAACAGGAACGGUGUCUUUAAUAUGUGAACUGAUGGAGAUGAACAUCUACGAGUUCAUACAAGGAAGAAAAACCCCACUGCCUGAACACACAGUCAAACUCUACAUAUACCAGCUGUGCAAGUCACUUGAGCACAUACACAG
Messenger RNA from Austrofundulus limnaeus, 640 nucleotides. RefSeq names its product MAPK/MAK/MRK overlapping kinase. Gene Ontology annotation, molecular function: ATP binding; protein kinase activity. Gene Ontology annotation, biological process: protein phosphorylation. Lineage: Eukaryota; Metazoa; Chordata; Actinopteri; Cyprinodontiformes; Rivulidae. The record is from RefSeq and is a predicted model, not a curated record.